GAAUAAUAGGUAAGCUUCGGAGCAUAACUUCGCAUGUCCCAGAAAUCAUUCAGCUAGAGAAACGUCUCUGAAUAUCAUGUGAGUUCAAUGGGUAUUUCCGUGUAAUACCAUGCAUGUAUGAAAGGAGGCGUCAUAGCACACAUCUACACUUCAUUUCUCAGACUUAUCCUAAUUCCUGUCACCGACAUCUUUACCUUAAAUUGGGGGUGAGUAGGGAGAGGGAAACCAUUCAUGGCGGCGUCAUCUGAAUACCCAGACAUCAAGGAUGAGUCGUCAUCAACCAGGCUCCUCCCCUCCGAUGACGACUCCUACGACUCCGAGUCCUCGGAAACAGCACAUACGCAAUUUUGGAGUACAACACGAUGGAUAUCAGUAUUGAUUCUCUCCAUAUUAGCUACCAAUGCGAUAAGCAUAAUAGUGACCCUUCAAGUCGCCCGCAACCCUCAACGAUGCCAGAGCGUAUCGGAGCCCCCAACUGGCGUGGCACCACUUCUGCGUAGUCUGCCAUCGGGAGUAAAGCCCACGAGGGUAAAUACGCCAUUCUAUAACAGAGAGAACAGCACAUAUCGAGAACAUGAAUCACCCUCUACAGAGAAGGCUUGGUUAGAGCUCACGCAGAUUCAUGCCGGUAUUCUCCUAGUACCUAAGGAAGAAGCAAAAGAGUCCGGAAUCGAUCCGGAAAUUCAUGCCUAUUUUGACAAUCCUGAGAAGGGACUUGUUGGUCACCCGGUUCUUAUUGAGGCGACUCAUCAGUUGCACUGUCUGAACUUGCUCAGACGGUAUUCCUAUUUCAACUUCAAUUACACCAGUGAGGCAGAGCAUGAGGCUCUCUCAGGAACCACGGCGUAUUACCAGAGCCUCCACGUUGAUCAUUGUGUCGAAUACCUGCGGUAUCGGCUCAUGUGCACCGCGGAUGUUGGGAUUGUCCCGUUCGUGUGGGCAGGCAAGAAGGGACGCUUAACGGCUGACAUGGAUCGGAUGCACACAUGCAGAGAUUAUGAGGAGAUCCGGCAGUUCGUGAAGCGUAAUUCGAUUCCUCGUCCCGUAGACGGAGAAGUCAAACCUAAGCCGGGAGAUCAUAUUGUGGAUGACUAUAUCUAGGCGUGCUUGGUUUAAUUUAUGGGGCAUGUACGGUAAUUCUAAAGUUACUAUAUUGAUAGAGGAGCCAACUCCAUAUCUAUGAGAAUAAGGGGCUUGUACCUAGAAUCCACGA
This is a messenger RNA of Annulohypoxylon truncatum, 1213 nucleotides long. RefSeq lists its product as uncharacterized. The transcript has 4 exons. Bases 232 to 1101 code for a protein of 289 amino acids. The record is from RefSeq and is a predicted model, not a curated record. Gene Ontology annotation, biological process: mycotoxin biosynthetic process. NCBI's taxonomy places the organism in Eukaryota, Fungi, Ascomycota, Sordariomycetes, Xylariales, Hypoxylaceae.